UCCUCGUUCACAGCCGGCGAAGUAACUUUAGCAUACUUGACUAGAAACUGGUUUUGCUGGGCAUUGACGAAACUUUGUUCUGUAUGGCAAGUCGUUCCCGUAACAAAAUCUCAGCCUGGUAUACCAUGUCGUCAACACACAGGAGUUAAGGAUCUAGCCUAGCCUACAGUAGCCUACCUAGUGAGGUACGAGAAAUAACAGUCAUCUCAACUGCUGGUGGGAUCAUGGCUCACAGGUCCCAGUGCUCAUCUGCUGGGGAUAACCCCCUGGACCCAAACUACCUACCCCCUCAUUAUCGUGAGGAAUACCGUCUGGCUAUUGAUUCCCUUGUGGAACAUGACCUGGAAGGCUACUAUGAGUUCUUACAAUCAUCGAAUGUUGUGGAUUUCCUCUCCAGGCCCGAAAUUGAGCAAAUUCAAAGUACUGUACAGGGCCCUCGUCACAUGGAUAAACCUGGUGCGGCGGGUCAAGGGAACGUGGAGUCAGAGGGGUCAUCGGAUACCUAUUGGCCUACACAUUCGGAUUUGGAUGCCCCCAGCCUGGACCUGGGGUGGCCCGAGCAGCUGCACCUUGUGGGCCCAACGGAGAUCAUCACAUUCGUGAACCCGCCAGACCCCGCCAUGCCCAGCAUCAAGACCCAGGCUCGCAGGCUCAUCAAAGACGCCCAGCUUGUUAUUGCUGUGGCGAUGGACAUUUUUACAGAUGUUGAUAUCUUUGCGGAUCUCCUGGAGGCAACUAAGCGCAAUGUGGCUGUUUACAUUUUGCUUGAUCAGCAAAAUGCCCACCUCUUUACAGCCAUGGUGGCCAACUGCAGGGUUAGUCUGGAUCAAAUCAAAUGUAUGCGUGUUAGAACUGUGGCUGGACAGAACUACUACUGCCGUACAGGGAAAUCUCUCAAAGGACAGAUGAUGAAUCGUUUCUUGCUAAUUGACAGCAGGGCUGUUUUAGGUGGUAACUAUAGCUUUAUGUGGACAUAUGAGAAACUCCAUCGUUGUUUAGCCCAUCUAUUCCUGGGCCAGCUUGUGGUCACAUUUGAUGAAGAAUUCCGCAUUCUAUAUGCACAGUCUGAGCCACUUGAAGUUGAGGGUGCUGUUGUCCCCAUACAGAAAUAUAGCUCUAUGCCAGAGCUGCAAAAAACACACAAGGUGUAUCUCAGGAAACCCAAGGAAUAUUUAUCAGAGCAGUGCAUGUACAAUCCAGAAUGGACGGGACAGCCUUAUGAAAGCUCCAUGGAUAUGGAUCCUAAAAUGUUUCCUCUAAGGAGGGGGGAAUCUGCCCAAAUGUUGUUACCACCUCAGGCUAACAUGCACCCCUCUCAGCAAUACCGGAUGGACAGGCCUGGUGCUUUUGGAAGUAACAUGUUUAGAAGAUCGAGCUGUGGGGAAGGGACCCCUGGUGGCUACUAUCAGCAGUACCUGAUGCACAAGAACAAACAGAAAAUGGAUGCCAUGGAGACGCAGAGCACCCAUUCACACAAGGACCAGUAUCAAUACGAGAGGACCGGCCGAGAGCCUGUUUUUGACCCCUCUGACAAAUUUAAGGCCCAGGGAUAUCAGCACUCGGACCAAUAUUCGGAGCCUGGAGGCCAACCCUCAAUGGAUCAAGUGGACAGCUAUGACCACGUGCUUAAAUUUUUACAGUCUAAUCCCACGGGGGAGACAGAGCAGGGAUCUGAGAACUUCAUGGUGCCAGAGGGUCCUUACGGUAUGUCAGGCCGAAGGAAACAGCGUUUCAAUCAGCCGUAUACCUGUCAGGCCUCUCCUACACAGCUUAGCCCUCAUGAACAGACAGCAUUCCUCAUGGAGCCUGCUCCUGAACGCAAGCCCCGAGAUGCCGCUGUGAAGAAGGGAAUGCGAGACUGGAGAAUCCAUUCAUAUCUCAGUGCUUAUGAUGACGCCGCUUCAGAGGGCACUCCACCACUUGCAGGGUCAGACAUAGGAGACGAUUCCCCUUUCUCUUCACAAGAACGACUGUGUGAUCUGGACCCAUUAGCCCCUAGAGUAGGCAAUAGAGAACUGCCUAAGAUGCCAUCAGCUGUCCUUUCUUCACGGCAAAAGAAACCUUUUCAGCAGGACAGUAUGAAAAAUCGUUCAGAAUCAUCAUGCACCACAGAGAGUGAAAGGGUCGAUGAUGGGGCAGACAAGCCACCAACGGAAAUGGAUGGAACAAAGGAUGAACCGUUCCGUAGGAGACCAAACCCAACUCUUCAAAGGGCAUCGAGACUGAGAAACUCAUUACUCUUCAGUUCAAAUGUAGAGCAGCAUAGGUCUCUUUUCGAUAUGGCAAAAUCAACAGAGCCAAAAGAGGACAUUACCAAGGUUGAAGAUAAAAGUUUAGAGAAGAACCUUUUGAAAAAACAAUCCACUAUAGCUAUGGGAGAGGAACUAAAGCCAGUUGAGCUCCCCUCUAGUGAUCUGCAGCGAUCAUCAUCAUUCAUUAUGGAUAUGAAUGACCCUGACACUAGGCUGCAGUUUUUCCAACAGUUAGCUGCACAACGCAAAGCUGAAGCAGUGGCCAAGUCUAUGGAAGACAUCUCAAAGAAACCAUCUGACCAACAGUCUGAUAAAGUAUCAAGUGGUGCCUCUGAUAGAGGCCGCAGUGUUGCAGAGCAGAAGCAAAACGUAGACGUCUCACAUGUGACAGAUAAACCUGCAAAAGUGGAAUCACAAUCCUCUAAAGAAGCCAAAGACAAGGUUCCUAUUAUAACAGUGCACGUGUCAGAUUCAGAUACAAAGUUAGUAGAAAGUUUGAGUCCCACAGAAAAUGUCCCACCAGGCCAGACUCACGGCAUACUGUCACAAAUGGCCACAGAUGCUGAGAAGAUUGAACUGAAGAGGUUACAAGAGCCUUCUAUUGCUAAGUGUGUGCCAUCUCCUCAUCCUACUUUGUCCAGUUCAGCACAGCAGUCAGAAUCUCAAGAUGCCAUGGAAAUACUUCCUGAUUCAGACCUCAAGAAAAAGUCACUUGAUUCAUCAAAUGAAUCUGGCAAAAGGGAGCUCUCUGUCGUGCCUUCAGCCAUUGUAAGUGGCAAACCUGUUAUGCCUGUCAUUUCUGGAGAGACAGCGUCAGGGAAAACAGCAUCCGUUGAAACCACAAAUUUCCCAAGCACGACCUCGUCUGAAAAAGCUGCAGGGGUUGCUAGUGUGGGAACAAUGGAAUCUGGUGAAACAAAGGAAGAGCCUGUCCAGAAGCGACCAAAACCCAGUCUUCAAAGGGCCUCCAAGUUAAGGAACUCACUUCUCUUCAACUCACCUUUAGAACAGCACCGGUCUCAGUGGGAGAAUGAUCCUAGCGGGCAAAGUAAAACAGAUGACAGAUUAUCAGACCUACCCCAGGAUCCACAGGGACAGAGUGACAGAACCUUGUUUAAAAGACAGGCCUCAUUUCCAAUGGGAGAUAAACCUAACCCGGUUGAAUUUCAAUCUAAAGUAUUGCAGAAAGCCACAGCCAUGUUGGACUUGUCUAACCCAGAUAGCAGAUUGCAAUUCUUCAGAGAAUUGGCUGCUAAACGCAAAGGUGGUCGGAUGGCCGCGAUGUCUGCUGAGGGUGCCGAGACUGAGGACACCUUUGCAACUGAAGGAAAUAUUUCUGUAUCAGAACAGAGCACCAUAGACCCCCUCUCAAAGCCAUUACUUGCUGAAGCUGUGGCAUCACAAGUGCUAGAUGACAAUAUUAAAACACUUAAACCCCAAAGUGCUCCAGAAAGCCAUGAAACAAAGAAUUUGUCAGACAACUCUGAGGAGUGUAACCCCUCCAGAUCUGAGUUUGCCCAAACUGCCACAGACAGUGAGAAGAUUGAACGGAAGAAGUCGCAUGCGGCGGCAAAACUCCCAUGUACCCUCUCAACUAGUUCUGCUGAUUCAAGUUCAGCCUUACAAGAUACUCCCAAAGACGUAACCAUGUCCUGUGAAGACCAGGCAUCAAAAAAGAAAAUCUCAGAUUCAGAUGUAUCUACUAAGCAGGUUCCAGUAGACUCUAGUUCAGUGAGUUUUUCAAUAAAUGCUGGUAAGUCUACCCACAGCUCUACCUCACACCCAGUCAACUCUAUUUCAAAAGUUGAGGAUACUCAAGAAGAUAUUGGUUUAAACCCCAAUAACAAAACAGUAGACUCAGACGCUUCCUCUGUCUGCUCAAUAGAAAUGGGUUCAGGGACAGACUGCUUUGCAACAGCUCCUAGCUCACCUUGUACUCCCACCCCAACUGACUCAUUCCCAGUGAAUCAAAAGGAGUCUAAAUUAACUGUUGUAUCUCCUACUGUAUCUCCUACUCCUACUUUGCCUCAAUCUUCUUCCAUCAAAACUAGCUCACCUCAAAGAAUCUCUUCUACCGACACUAGAUCGGAAUUAGAGAAAUGCAGUUUGGCAAGUCAUGCUUCAAACACAAAACCUUCCUCAUUGUCAUCAUCUUCAGCCAAAUCUAGGUCAGUAACUGAACCUGAUUCAACAGAGCACCAGUUACCUACAGUCUCCUCCCCUACACAGUCCCCAAAAGGGGAUUCGCAUCCUCACAUACCUGUGAAAGAAAGUUAUGCUCCAGACAUGGUCAAAGCUGAGGAUACCCCACCCUCCCCGACACCAUUAACAACUCCAGACAUCAACACUGUUGAUCCUCCUAUUAAAACUGACUGCAGUCUGGUUUCAGUUUCUUCCCCAACCAAACCCUGUUCAACAGCUGUAGUUUCCCCAUCAGAAUCCAAAUCGCCACAAGCUAGGGAUAGCAUACCUGGGACAACCCAAGCAAGCCCAACUUUGAGCACUUGUGGAUCAACAAAAACAAAGCAAAAACAAAACAACAAAUCAAAACUAAAAAGACAAAAUAGCCAGUCCCGAAUUUCUUCCCCACUAAAAUCUACUCCACCAAAAAUGGUUCCCGCAUCAGAGCCGAAAUCACACUCUGAUAUUAAAAUAAAAGAGAAAAGUUCUGCUUCAGCGUCUGUUAAAACUGAGGAAGGUGUUUCCGUCACUGAUGCAUCAGCAAGUCCAGCAACUACAACUGACUCUAUUUUAUCUCCAGUUUCCACCACAACACAGACUAAUCCAAUGACAAAUGUUGCUCCAACAGAAAACAGAUCAUCCCCUGAGACCAAAAUAUCAGAGACAAGCCCAGCUGUUUCAGAAGGAACUUCAUCUUCACAUGAUUCCUCAGCAAAAACAAUUCCAGUAGUAGGAAGUCCUACUCCAAAUAUAACCCACAGUGAGGGUUGUUUUUCACCAAAGGCCAUCUCUAUCACCUCUAUCAUGAAUCUCUAUAAGUCAAUUCCAGUGAGUCCAACAAUUGGCACAAUGGACAGUCCCACAAAAUCUCAUUCAAAUGCACAUCCUGUGUCUUCCCCUAUUAACAGUCCAAUGGCUGAGGUUCCCCCAACAAAGUUAACUUCACCCAGUGAUGUCAAAACAUUGGAGUCAAGUCCACUUUCAGAUCCUGGCCAAACUGACAGUAGCCUUUCGCUGAUGGCAACAACAGACCCCCUUGCCAACCCUACGGCAACAGUAUCCAAGGUAACAGCAAGUCCAGGCCCUGAAAUACCCACAUCUGCUGACCCUCCUCAUGCAGAGGAGCCUACUUCAUAUCCAGUUGUGAGCAUCUUAGGAGGUAGUUUUAGUUCAGAACGUACUAUAGCAGAACCAGCACCGACUACAGAUGAAUCUGCUGACACAACCUCAAGCACUGAUGAAGCUGUUGCAAAGAGGCCGCUUGAAAUAGAAGAAAAAGAGGUGGUUGGGGAUCCUCCCUCAGCAAAUGUGGUCAAGCUGCCUGAAGUGUCACCUACAGAUGAGCUUGGCACCCCCACAUCUCAAGACACCAAAGAUGCUGUCACCUCACCAAGUGCAGAGGACUCAAAAGAGCAAAAUUCUCCCUUUGCAGAACCACAAAAGUCUCCUUCUGCAGAACCGACCAAAGGUCAUCCCAGUCGUUACCAUUCAUCGACUGCCAAUGUACUGUCUUGCAGCAACCUCAGAGAUGACACAAAAGUUCUUCUGGAGCAGAUAUCAGCCAAUAGCCAAAGUCGAGCAGCCAAGCAGAAUCUUUCAGCCACAGAUGACGCUAAAGAAGACGAAGUGAAGGCACCCAAAGAUAAAAGCAACCAAAGUUUAACCAGCAAACUCCAAUCCUGGAACUCUCACCUGAGUGAAAAGGAACGUGAUAGGUUAAUAACUGCUAUGGAGAGCAAGAGAAAGGAAAGAAGAGUCUAUAGUCGCUUUGAGGCACUGUAGCUUUAAUGGAAUGUGAGGAAGAAGGGAUGCAGAAGACAAUUCAGUUCCCGGAGCCUGAUUGGACAAUGGAUCAGUAUGGUAAAGCUCAUGUAGUGUCAUAGGGAUUGAACACAUGUGGAACAUGUGAUGGUGUAUGUCAUACAAGUGCAGAAGAAUCAGUGUCGUCUCUUCAUUGGGAAUCACUUGGUUGCUUCUCUCAAAGUCCUCAGAACUAUGUCAAAAUUGGGCUGAAUUGAGAGUCUGGUGACCUGUUUUGUGUUAUAGAACUGAAACUAAAAGUGUUAGAUUUAAAAAAAAAAAAAAAAAAUCUAUAAAAGAUGUUUGUACUGUUCUGAUGAAUGAUGAAUACCAGAAAUACAAAAGCAAUAACAUGUAAUCAGGGAUUCAGGAUAUUGCUUUCUAAUCCCUAAUGGCAAUUUUUUAUCCUUGUUUGUGAAGAAAGGCAAUGAAUGUAUCCACUGUGGCUGGUCCUAAUGUUGAUCUGUGAGAGAAUGAUGUCACUGAUGCAAAAAUCAGUAGGCCUACUGUCGCCAAUCAGUCAAUCUGUUGCCAUUGUCAGCUGGUCUCAGUCUUAAUGUGAGAGUUAAGUUGUAAAUGGAAGUGAAUUUAAAGAUCCUAUAUGAGCAAUUUUAGAUGGUCUCUUUUUUUGUUGAUAUACUGUAGGCCUAUGUUUAUUUCUAUACAGUGUACUCACAGAAUGACCAAUUAGUGGAUUGUGAGGAGAUACAAAAGUGUUAUAUUGGAAUCGCUUACAAUGUCUUUAAUGAACAAAACACUGAAGUGUGUAAUGAACAAAGCUGAAAAGUGUAAAGCUUCUUAAAAACCUAUAUAAAUCUGUAUUCAUGAUUUCAUCAGGUCCCUUUCUACAGGUGGAGAAAAUCAAGCACCUAGAUUAUGAAUCCAGACUUCAUGGUGUUUGAUUAACCUACCUGUGGAAAGAGACCUGGUAAAACCCAUGAAUAGGAUACCAUAGUAUUUAUCCUCUGUUAUUUCAUUUAGGUGUUUGAAAAAAUAGACUGGUCUUCUAAAAUAUUUUUUCACGGUGUGAAGUUAAAUGCUUCAGUUACAUGCUCGGUGUAACAAUCACAGUUAUGUGCACAGCUCAUGACAUGGGAACUACUCUGUACACAAGCGUUACUGUCACUUUACUUAAUCACUGUCACUUUGCUCUGUAUUUUUUCUAUUUCUGUAUCAAUUCCAAGGAGAACGAAACACUACACCACAUCCUGCUUUGGUGUUGAUGGUUCUAGCAAUUUAAAUAAAUAUUUAUAUAAUUCCAUGUGUACAUAUUAAAAGAGUUUGGGAAAUAUACCAUAUUCCUUAAUAAAAACAUAACCUGAAUGGAACUA
Molecule: messenger RNA, 7564 nt
Organism: Sardina pilchardus (European sardine)
Lineage: Eukaryota; Metazoa; Chordata; Actinopteri; Clupeiformes; Clupeidae
Product: protein FAM83H-like
Exons: 7
Coding region: 225-6215 (1996 amino acids)
Biological process (GO): protein localization to cytoskeleton; intermediate filament cytoskeleton organization; signal transduction
Cellular component (GO): keratin filament
Molecular function (GO): protein kinase binding; keratin filament binding
Source: RefSeq, a predicted model, not a curated record